GCAGUUAGCAGUGUACCAACUACCUCGGUGUUGUGUGAAACCGUUGCAGAUUCAGUGCUGUUAACUUUAGUGAUUUGAUUAAAAUUUCAAUUGUGUUUGUGUUUUUAUCGACCUAAGGCCGAUUAAAAUAGUAUAACAGAGCUUUUUGCUUCAUAAGUUCAACAAAAUUUUGUCAAAACGGCAACCGAAAAGAUUAACUCAUCCGAGCAACCCAACUACAACACAAUGUAUCAGCAAGGUGGUUAUCCGCAAGCCGGGUACCCGCAACCCGGUUAUCCUCAAGGUGGCUACCCGCAAGGAGGUGUCCCGCAAGGCGGCUAUCCUCCCCAAGGGGGCUAUCCUCCCCAAGGGGGCUACCCCCCCGGCGGUUAUCCUCCGCAACCAGGAUUCCAGGCAGGCUAUGGUGGUGCUGGAUAUGGAGAGCCUGGGUACGGAGGGCCCGCGGGGCUGGGUGAUGAUGCCGACGUGAAAGGCUUCGACUUUAACGAGCAGAGCAUCAGGAAGGCAUUUGUCCGGAAGGUGUACUCCAUUUUGAUGUGUCAGCUGCUUGUAACGCUGUCUUUCAUCACUCUGUUCGUAUACCAUGCACCGACCAAACUAUGGGCACAGCAAAAUACUUGGGCUUUCUGGGUAGCGUUUGUGGUGAUGUUUGUAUGUUUGAUCGCGAUGUCGUGCUGCGGUGACCUCCGCCGUCAGUCACCCACCAACUUUAUCUUCCUCGGUCUCUUCACCCUCGCAGAGAGCUUCUUGCUUGGCGUCACCAGCUCUGUUUACAAGAGUGAUGCGGUAAUGAUGGCGGUGGGAAUAACGGCAGCUAUCUGCUUCGCUCUGACUCUCUUCGCGAUGCAGACUAAAUGGGACUUCACGGCCAUGGGUGGUAUACUUCUGUGUGCUACCGUGAUACUCUUGCUGUUUGGUAUAAUCGCGAUCUUCAUCCCUCGCAACUCAAUUGUAAUGCUCGUCUAUGCCUCUCUUGGAGCUCUGCUUUUCUCGGUUUAUCUGAUCUACGACACUCAGCUGAUGAUGGGCGGUAAACACAAAUACAGCAUUUCGCCAGAGGAAUAUGUGUUCGCGGCUCUUAAUCUAUAUUUGGACAUCAUAAACAUCUUCAUCUACAUCCUUACGAUCAUUGGCGUUGCUAAAGAAUAAAUUGUUGGUAUUGGUCUAUGGUAGCUUUGGCUUUUGGCAUAGAGAAUGGACUAAGCAAUGCCCUUUUCUAUACUCUGUUGCAAGAGUGAAAAACGAUUGACCUGUACUUGGUUAUAUUACUUAAAUCAAAUACUCCCGUUCGCUCUCCAUACUUUUUUUUUUCAGUAACAGUGACGUCUUCGUGUCGCUUAUGUGCACGUGUUUUGGCACAUUUUUUGCGUAUUUGGUCGCGUUUUUUUUUUCAAAUUAGAUAAUAAAGUAUAAAAAGCUCAUUAUGUGGAUAUGGGCUGGAAUAUAUAAGAUAGAUGGGUUUUGGGUAACAAAUAAUUAUUCUUGUUGAAUCAGGAUGUACUAUAAAUAUUUUUAUGAAUUUCUUUUGUUGACCCCCAUCAGCAGGUCGAUUUUCGCUCUUAGUUGAAACAGAAAAUAAAUAUGUGACAAUAAAUAUAUGUAUAUAGAAAGUCUGUCAAAAAGAUUUUCGAAUAAAUUUCAUUAACAGUACACAUAUUAAAAUAGCAGCUGACGAAUUGAAGUUGAAAUUGAUAAUUUUUCGAUUCAUAGUUAAAUCACAAACAAUAGAACAUUCCACAAGUCAACCCUACCCACAGACAAUAAAAAUAAGUUACUUUAUCGUUACGUUGACUGAUGAAAUUAAAAUUCCACUCGAAUAAUUAGAGAUAUUGGAUUGAAAUCUCUACUAUGGGCAUUGCAUUUAAGGCUAAUGUUUUCUACUUAGAUUAUUCUUCAUUACCUCAUCCCUCAAUAGUAAAGGCGGUUGUCGAACGCUUAUAAAAAAAUAUGUUAGUUUAAUUAGCUGGUUCUUCUUUAAAUUGAGAUAUUCAGCCACAAUGUUAUAAAUUUAACGCUUUAAAAUACAUUUCUGACUGGCUUAUAAAUAAAUUAUCCUGCCAUUACCAUGAAGGAUUACUAUUACAAAAUUGAAACUGAAUUUAAAAAUAUUUCGAUAAUCGCCUACAAGCUGUACAAAUGAAAAUAUAUGUUAUUUAUUAAAGAAUCGUUUUUACAAUCAUUAUGCCUGUUGUAUUUUUAUUAAUGUAGCUAUAUUUAUUUCGCGAUUGUAAAACCGGUUCUAGACGCUUUAUAGUUUGUACAAAACCCUUAUAAAAGUUAAAGAUACAAAAUCGUGAUCUAAUGACAGAGAUGGCACCAUUUGCCUGCCACCAAUUACAAUGGUAGCAAAUAAUGUGAGUCAAAAUAUCACGUUUAAAGAAAAACACUUUUUUAAUGGAUUAAUGUUAUUUAUGUAUUAUUGUAAACUAAUCCGUUAAAAAAGUAUUUUUCUUUAAAUGUGUAAAAGUUGUUUUAAUAAAAGACAUGUCAAAAUAUCACUAUUUUUAAAUGAGUGGUAAGUAACAACAAUAUCCAUUCAAGAAAUAUAAAUUAACGAUUAAUGUCAUGUUCAUCUAUUCUCAAAACUAUAUCUAGGUUCGCGUAUACUCUGAUUGGAACCCUCUGGCCCUUCGAGAAACAGGGCAUGGAGUGUUUUUACUCUGUGGUACAAUACAAGUUUAAAAGUGACGAGCAUCUGUUAACUGAACUGUAUAUUAUCUGUCUGCCAUAGUUAACUUGGCGUCACUGGCAACAUCUUUACGUCAUCUGUCAAAAUGUAUGCAUUUAGCUCGUUAUUGUAUCUAUAGCUUUAGAAAAUGAUAAUCCCAUAGAUUCCAAACGUUAUUUAUUACGAAUUGUUACUUUAUUUACGCCUAUUUUCGAAUAAUUUAGUUUUGUAACGGUUAUUGCACAUUGUCCUUAAAUGUGUUAUAAGAAUAAUAUAAGUAAAAAUUUGAUGUUUGUAACUUAUCUUCAGGUUUGAAAUUAAUGUUUGAGAUGUACCUAACAAAGUAUUUAAGAUUUUUAUGUUCCUAAAAUUUAGAGUAAAAAUGUUUAAGCCUAAAUUUUAGGUACGAUAAAUUGUACUAAUAAAUCAAUGCAAUCGAAUUUGUCGCACCUAAGUGUGUCCUUUUCUCUCUGUAUAGUAAGGAACGAGACAAACAUGGUGCGACAAAGUUAGUGUUAUAAGAUUGCAUCACGAAAUAUAUUAAUAAAUAUA
Pieris rapae (cabbage white) is the source of this 3220-nucleotide messenger RNA. RefSeq names its product protein lifeguard 1. Gene Ontology annotation, cellular component: membrane. The record is from RefSeq and is a predicted model, not a curated record. Lineage: Eukaryota; Metazoa; Arthropoda; Insecta; Lepidoptera; Pieridae. The transcript is spliced from 8 exons. The coding region runs from base 226 to 1149 and encodes 307 amino acids.